CUUGGCUAUUCAACCAUAUUUGUAAUUAAUACAUUUAUUUCUUUAUGUGCAUAACAAAACAGUAAUUUUGUUUGUUAUUAAUUCGUUUAAUUUAAUAGUUAGUUGUUAUAUUGUUGCCCCUUUAUAUAGAAUUCGUUUUAGCUAGUGAAGCAGAAUCCUAACAAUGACUAUCUCCAACCAAUGCCAGAAUCCUUCAGCAGACAAUAACUUGUCUGACAUAUUAACUGCAGCAAAAGUGAAUAAUAUGGAAUCCGAAACCAGUGUUACUAGGAAGUUAUUGCCCCUUGCAGCUUUCUUUAUGGCUUUUACCACAGUCAUGACAGUGCUGAUCGUUUAUAUGGAUAAUACUGCAAUAAAACAUUACCAGUUCAGAGUAAACAUGAGUCAAGAUUAUGACUUGCUGGGAGUAUCCCAAGAUGAUCCACAACUUAUAAUGUAUAUCAGAGCAGUUCAUCUGACACCAGCUAUUGAACCAAAUCACAAGCCAUUGAAGUCUGAAGAUGAAAUAUCAGAAGAUACAGCAUAUGUUAUUAAAUUAUUGAAUAAUAAGCAUAAAGGUUUCUUCAUUGAAGCAGGAGCUUAUGGUGACGGUAAAUCAAAAACUGAAUGGCUUGAAGAAAAUCUCGGCUGGCAAGGCCUACUGAUCCAACCUGAUCCCCGUCAUUACUUUAGCCUUCGUAGACACAAUCGCAAACAUUCCCAAGCUAUACACGGCUGCAUUAGCCCUUCUCCACAUCCAAAGGAAGUCUCACUGCAUCCAGAAAAUGGUGGAAUCAAAGUAAACAGCAUUCGAUCCAGUUUAUUAGAUAUGGAUGAUAGUGACUGGUUCAACACUAGGGUUAAAUGCUUCCCUCUGUAUUCUCUGUUGUUAGCGACAAAUGUAACUAACAUUGAUUAUUUGAUAUUAGAAACAGGUGGUACAGAAUUACAAGUACUGGAAACAGUGCCUUUCGAAAGAACGAACAUCGAAGUUAUAAACGUUCAAGUUAGAAAUAACGAUACCGAGAAAGAUACGCUUAAAAAAUUUUUAGCACUUAAGAAAUACAAAUUUAUGGAGAAUUUUAAUGAAUCUUAUGUGUUUAUGUUAACUCACUGAAAAGGUAUGUUCUUUAUAAAUGAUUUCUUUUAUAGGUUAUAUGGGUAUACCCACAUUUACACUAAACAUACAGAGACAAGUUAAAAGUACUAAACUUUUUAAAUAGCUAUAAUAUGCUAUAGUAAGCUGAAUUUAGCUAUAAUAUACCUUAAAAUUUUCCAAAUGUAUGGUGAUUAUUUUCUUAUUAUGUUAUGUAGGUAUACCAAUUGUUGCCCUCGAUCCCGAAUCUAGGGAAUAUUUAUAAUGAUUCGUUUGGAGUCCAGAGUCUGGAGACCAGAGUUUCCAAUGAGUCUGCAAUCUGCAAUUUGUUUAGAAAUAUGAUUUUCAACUUUUACUUCGUCAGUAAAGGAAAGCAAUCAUAGCUCGGUAAUGCUCAUCAGCAAAAAAAGCAAUCAUAGCUCAGUAAAAAAAUAUAUCUUAGAAGAGCAAUAUAUUACCUGCAGAAAGAUACUUAUCUCUUAAUUGACCACUUUUUGUUUUCUAUCAUCUGACAACUGAGAGAUAGUAUGUCUUAUGUCUCAGUUGUAGUUGUUAGUUUUUUUUUUUGUAAUAAUACUCAUGGACAUAAGGUAUACAUUCAAAAGCUUAUCUUAUAAAAUUGUAUUUUCUACAUACUCUUGAGCAGCUUAUUGUCAUUUUGAUUCGGUAUUAACAUAACUAAUUUUACAACUUAUAUUUUAUUAUACAGUGAUGAGCGUGCUAAUAACCGGCAAAAUAGCGCAAAAGAUGGAAAACGUAUUAAGUUGUGAGAUAAAAAGAAAUGAAACUAGUCGAGCCGGUAAAUUUAGCGAUAUUAACAUAUAAAUUUACAUUAUAUUGAUUGUUUCCCACCUUUACACCUAUCAGAGGAGUAUGUCCACUAAAACUGUCACUGUGACAGUGGCAGUUGCUAAUGGGAAACAAUCAAUAUAAUGUUAAUUUUUGUGCUAUUUUGCCGGUUAUUAACGCGCUCAUCACUGUAUAGUAUGUUUCCAAUGUCAUCCGUGACAACUAUUACCUCUCAUAACUAUUAAAAUCAAAAUAAUAUAUUUUUGGCUAACUGAACAAGGGCACCUAUUCAUACUUUUUAUGUUUCAGUGAAGUAUGUUCGCACAUAUGUUCCUCUCGAAUUUUGCUCAAAUCUCUUUCCCCGUUUUAACAUCUCCACCGUUGAAUUGUAAGAAUUGUACCCUAUUUACUAAACUCAGUUCCUUCUUCUUCUUCAAGUGCCAUCUUCGUUCCGAAGAUUGGCGAUCAUCAGGGCUAUACGUAUUUUCGAAACUGCUGACUGAAACAAUUCGUUGUUGCUACAGCUAUACCAUUCCCGUAGAUUCUUUAGCCAGGAGUUUCGUCUUCUUCCUAUGGACCUUUUUCCUGCUAUCUUCCCCUGCUAAUUAUUCGAAGCAGUUCAUAUCUUUCGCCUCUUGUAAUGUGUCCCAAGUAUUGCAGUUUUCGUUUUUUAAUCGUAAAUACGACUUCCUUUUCUUUAUUCAUUCUUCUCAAGACCUGGACGUUUGUGACUCUCUCCGUCCAUGAUAUUCUCAAGAUUUUGCGAUACAUCCACAGUUCAAAUGCCUCUAAUUUUUUGGUAUGGGUAUUUUUGGUAUUUUUUCACUUUUCUCAUAACUGAGUUUUCCUCUUCUGUCAGUAGGUUUUUAUUUUAAUGGAUCUCCUUUCCUUUCUUGUGGCCACUUGGGUGAGGAGCUGGAAUAGUGAGAGGGAUAAAGCUUUUAGUUUUCACCUCAUCUCUGAGACCCUGACGAUCCUGGAGGUCACCAGAUUAAAUUUUCGUUUAUUGCAAGUCUUUUUUAACCUGGCUUGCCCAUUUUGAAUAAGAUAAUGAACUUGAGAUUAAAAGUGAAUGCGAUGAGUCUUGGAGGAUUCAUACAUUCUAAAUUACCAUAAUUCCCUGUUUUCUCACGUCGGUAACAAAUGUCUUCCAAGUGGCCAUAUAACUCAUAAUUGUAUUUUCGAUUGAAUUCUUUAUGUUCUUUGAAUUUUCCCAAUUUUCUUUCUCAUACUUUCCACAUUUAAACGUUCGAAUGCAUAUGGGGCUGACGGUCUGAUCACUGUAUUAUAAUGACAGAGUUGUUCUGAAGCUAUUUCCUUGUAGUAUGAUAUAAUUGAUCCAAAUAA
Molecule: messenger RNA, 3211 nt
Organism: Diabrotica virgifera virgifera (western corn rootworm)
Lineage: Eukaryota; Metazoa; Arthropoda; Insecta; Coleoptera; Chrysomelidae
Gene: S
Product: protein Star
Exons: 4
Coding region: 164-1096 (310 amino acids)
Source: RefSeq, a predicted model, not a curated record